Neoarius graeffei (lesser salmon catfish) is the source of this 1438-nucleotide messenger RNA. It is a transcript of the gene pabpn1, whose product is annotated as poly(A) binding protein, nuclear 1. Gene Ontology annotation, molecular function: RNA binding. NCBI's taxonomy places the organism in Eukaryota, Metazoa, Chordata, Actinopteri, Siluriformes, Ariidae. Bases 220 to 1059 code for a protein of 279 amino acids. The transcript has 8 exons. The record is from RefSeq and is a predicted model, not a curated record.
UAACGCCCCGCCCAUGGCUUCCAUUUCUGUUCUGGAUCACACGGCGCAAAGCGAAUAAUACACAUUUGGGUUUUUUCCUGAAUAAUAUUGUUGUGCCUGAUAAUUAUAGCGAACACGAGUCCUUCCUGGUCACGUCACGAAAGAUAGUUUAGCGAGUCGCACGGCGUGAGAAGAAGCACGAGGCGAGGCGCGCGCGUGGAGCGGCGGGAAUCGGGCCUGAUGGCGGAGUUCGGUAACGGACUGGCGGAGGAAUCUCUGCUUGACUCAGACCCCGGGCAUCCAGAGCUGGAGGAUCCGGGUGUUGGUGAUGAAGAACCGGGUUUAGAUGAGGGAGAGGCCGCUAUUGAAGACCCGGAGCUGGAGGCCAUUAAAGCCCGGGUGAGAGAGAUGGAGGAGGAAGCAGAGAAACUGAAGGAGCUUCAGAACGAAGUGGAGAAACAGAUGAACCUUAGUCCUCCUCCUGCUGGUCCUGUCAUCAUGUCCAUUGAAGAGAAGAUCGAAGCAGAUGGAAGAUCAAUUUAUGUUGGAAAUGUGGAUUAUGGAGCAACAGCAGAGGAGCUUGAAGCUCAUUUCCAUGGCUGUGGCUCUGUUAAUAGAGUCACUAUCCUGUGUGACAAGUUCACAGGGCACCCGAAAGGGUUUGCAUAUAUUGAGUUUGCAGACAAGGAAUCUGUUAGAACAGCAAUGGCACUGGAUGAGUCCUUAUUCCGAGGAAGGCAGAUAAAGGUCGGGGCAAAGAGAACGAAUCGACCCGGUAUCAGCACCACAGACCGUGGGUUUCCUCGGGCCCGGUUCCGCUCGCGUGGAGGAAGUUUCUCAUCUCGGGCUCGGUAUUACAGUGGAUACACACCACCCAGAGGAAGAGGACGGGCCUUCAGGUUUCAGGACCAGUGGAGGCUGAGUACUCCUCCUCCCCCUGUGGCUGCAGCGCCCCCUACAGUCUCACCAUCGUCUCUUUCUCUCUCUGCUCCCUCUAUCCCUCUAUCCACACUCAUGUGGGGGGGUGGGGGUGGGGCACAGGGUGACCCCCGGCCCAUUUACUACAACAACAAACGUUAAACACACACUCACUAACAUGCACUACACCACAAACACACACACACCACACCACCACAUAUUUAUAUAGCAAGAGAGAUGCAGCUGGUUAAAAUGGGAGAGAAUGAAAUGGCGAGGAUAAGAACAGGUUAGGUUAACCGGGAGGGAUUCAUUUCUAGGGCCCUAGACAACUGAUUCUGGGAAUUUAAGGCUAUUUAAGAUGGAAAGGAGCAAAGCUUUUAUUUCUUGGGAAGGGGGGGGUUGUGUGGAGAGGUUUUUUUCCCCUGGGUUUUUUUUUUCUUUUCUUUUGAAGUGGGGUUGGGGGGGUGGAGUUUGGCUUUUUUAUUUUUUAACCCAUGAGUCUGUAAUUAGGAAAAAAAAAAUAAAAGAUUGUAAAAACGAA